CAGUCGGUAUGUACUUGCCUGCAAAUCCCAAUUGUAGUACACGUUUUGAGCACAAGAGGGAGAUUGUUGAGUUUUAUGUUCUCAUUAAUUAUAUUAUUUUAUAUUAUGUUGCUUAUUAAUAUUAUUAUUUUGUAAUAUGACACUGAUUGUUGAAUGUAGAAAAUGUGCAAGAGUUCAUUGUGCGCAUGUGUAAACAAACGUAACUUUUAUUUUGAAAUGGAGUUUCUGUGUAUGGUAGCAAGAGUUGCACAGUGAAAGUGUGUUUGUGCUCCCUCGUGUACUGAUGUUAUGCCAGUGCGUUGAGAUGAAAGAACAAUAAAUAAAUAAAUAAAUACAUUUAAGAAGAUAUCUGUGAUGUUCCUUGGCGGAUGGAUGAUAGCAACAUAUUGUGCGUAGGCAUGGCGGACAGAGAUGAAACAGCAACAGGUUAUGGGCCCAGGCGCGCCAAUGAUAACGUUACUGGAGGAAGAUGGCAGAGGCUAGUCUUCGACUGAGACGAAAAUAACUAUGAGUUAUGGGAAGUAAAAUUUCUUGGUCAUCUGAGAAUACUGGGUUUAAAAGAAACAAUACUUUCUACCGGAGAAGUAAACGAAGAAAAGAACGAAGAAUGCUACGCUGAACUAAUCCAGUUUCUCGACGAUAAAAGCUUGUCAUUGGCGAGAGGCGACUGAUGACGGCAGAAAAGCUCUGCAAAUACUUCGAAGUCACUACGCAAGUCAGGGUAAGCCCAGAAUUAUCGCCCUAUACACUGAACUAACUUCGUUAAAGAAGGAAUCUGACGAGACGAUAACAGACUACAUUAUCCGAGCUGAGAAAGCGGUAACUUCCCUAAGAAACGCUAAAGAAGUAAUAAGUGAUGGACUAAUAAUAGCUAUGAUUCUAAAAGGCUUACCAGAUUCCUACAAACCUUUCGCUAUCCAUACUACACAGAGUAGUGAAGAAUUGACUUUCACCCAGUUCAAAAGCAAAAUAAGAAGCUAUGAAGAGACAGAAAAAUUUGAGGAUAAACCCAAAUCUGACAAUGUGAUGAAAGUGCAUAUAUCAUCCGUGACUUGCUACGGAUGUGGAAACCGCGGUCAUAUUGCUCGUGAUUGUCGCCAAAAAGGCGUAUCUAAGUGGUGCAGCUACCAUAAAAGUUCAACACACAGUGACGAGACAUGCCUCCGGAGAAAGGACGGACAUAAAGAUGAAGUAAAACAAGCUGCAGAAAAACAAGAGGAACAUGAGAAAGAACAAACAUUUGUCUUCAAAGUCAGUCAAACAUUUCUUCCAGACAAUAUUACAAGAAAUGGACUAAUGGUAGAUUGUGGAGCAACAUCCCACAUCUUAACAGAAAAGAACGAUUUCACGAAAUUUGAUGAGAGUUUUGACCCAAAGUCACACUACAUGGAGCUGGCGGAUGGAGCCAGGAUGAACAACGUGGCAUUAAAACGUGGCGACGCAGAGGUGUUGCUAUUGGACGUGGAAGGAAAAUGCGUCAGGAUUACUCUAAAGAAAGCAUUAUUCAUACCAUCAUACCCACAGAGCAUCAUAUCUGUUCAAGCUGGUACAACAGAUGGGGCCAAGGUGAUCUUCCAGGAAGGACAGAAUGAACUAAUAAGCAGGGAUGGAGCUGUCUUCCGCAUAGAAGAGCAUGAGAGACUGUACUACCUGAAAACGGGCAGUGUGUGGAGUCCCCCAAACCUAUAGAGAGGCCGUUAUGUCACCUGAGGCUCCCGGAUGGAAACAUGCU
Messenger RNA from Misgurnus anguillicaudatus (oriental weatherfish), 1732 nucleotides. NCBI's taxonomy places the organism in Eukaryota, Metazoa, Chordata, Actinopteri, Cypriniformes, Cobitidae. The record is from RefSeq and is a predicted model, not a curated record.